AUGGCGGAGCUUAAUUCACAGUUCCUUAAGAAUGGAUACUUGCUCAUGUUUGGAGAUUCUCUCUCUUCCUCCCUCUUUCAACCGUCUCUCCUUCCGUUACCUCCCUCCCUCCCUCCCCCUCUCUCUCUCUCUCUCUUUCUCUCACACACACACAAACACAUGCACCACUUUAUAUCUCCUUUAAAUUCUCUCUUUCUCAUUCUCCCUUUCUCUCUCAGUCAAACCUCUUUCUCUCUCACAUUCCAUGUCACUUUUCUCUUACAACCCCUCUUUUUCUCAAUCGUAUUCUUUCUCACACAAAUAUUCUCCCUUUCUCUCGCAUCCUCUCAGUUUCUCCCAUUCCUUUAUUCACACACACUCUCAUAUUUUCCCUCUAUUUCUCUCACUAUAUUUUUCACUUUCAACUUUUGCUCUCUCUCUCAUUCUCUAUCUUAUGCUUCCCUCUCUCUCUUACUCGCAUUAAGACUCUAUCUUCCCCUCUCUUUCAUAUUCCCUCUUUUUCUCGCUCAGGAUCUCUGUUUACGUUCCCUCACGCUCUCAUUUCUCUUUCACACAGAAUCUUUCUCUCUCUCUCUCUCUCUCUCUCUCUCUCUCUCUCUCUCAUACACACACACACACACUAGCUCAUCUUUUCUCACUCACUUGCAUUCUCUUAUUCUCUCUGAUUUUCUUAUUAUGUCUUUCACCCAAAGCUUCUUCCAUUUUCUUUUUCCAUCCUUUUCUCUCUUGCUUUCAUUUAAACGCUUCUUUCACUCUCAUUAUCUCUUUUUCCUACUCUCUUUCUAUCACUACAUUCCCUCUCUUAUACUCUUUCUUUCUUUUUUUCUCAUUCACAUCUCUUUCUUUCAUCCAUUUAUAUUUCUCUCUGUGUCUCUUUUACUCUCUCUCUCUCACCUUCUCAUUAUCUCUCAGCCACACACUUUUUCUCUCUUUAAUACUCUUUUAAUCACAAUCUCUCUUUCUCUAAAUCUAUCUUUCGCUCUAUUUCUCCCUCUCUUCCUCUCAAUCAGUCGUUCUCUUUUUCCUUCUAUUAUGUUAUCUCUUUCCCUCAUAUACAACUCUGUCUCGCACUCUCACCCUCUCUCUCUCUCUCUCGUUUCACAUUCUUUUUUUUUUCUCUUUUUUCAAUCACCCUCUCUCUUUCCUUCGCUAAAAUACGCUCCCUUUCUUUUCUCACUCUCUCUCUCUUGCCUCUCUCUUACUCUCUCUCUCUCUCACACACACAUACACUUUCUAUCUAAUACAUCUCUCUAUUUUUCGUCUUUCUUUCUUUCUUUUCCAUUCUUUCUUUGUUGUCCCUCUCUCACUCUUUCUUUUUCUCUCCCUAUCUCUUCAUUAGUCUUUUUUUUUGUUUCUUUCUUUUUUUAUUUUUGGUUUUCUUAUUUCUUUCGUUCUUUUUUUGCAAUUUUCUUUUUCUUUUCUUCUAAUUUUAUGUAUAGAUCGUUUACUUUUCUUAUUCUUCAUUAUUUUCCUUUUCUUUCUCUUUUUUUUUUAAUUUAUUCAUUUAUUCAUUCUUUUCUCUCCGUCUUAUUCUUCCAUCCUUUAUAUUCUUUUUUUCUUUUCUUUUUUUUUUUUUCUCUCUUUCUUUCACUUUCUUUCGUAUUUUCUCUUUCUUCCAUCGCAUUUAACAAAUUUUCUCUAUGUCCUUUUCCUAUUUUUUUUUGGGGGGGGCGGUUGGACAAUUUUCUGAAAAUUACUUUCUUUCCAUUUCUUUCAUCUCUUUUGAAUAGCCUCCUAUAUUUUCAAUCAUUCUUUGAUCUUUUCCCUCUAUCUUUUCCUCACCUUCUUUCUUUCUUUUUUUCUUUCUUUUUUCUUUCUUUUUUAUUUCUGGUUUUCCUUUCUUAUAUGCCUUUUAUCCUUUAUUUUCUUUUCGCUAUUUUGAAUUUUUUUUUUUAUAAGAUCUUUUCCUUAUCUUUUCCUCACCUACUUUCUUUCUUUCUUUUUCUUUUUUUUUUUUCUUCCUUUAUUUCUUAUCUUUUCCUCUAUCUUUUCCUCACCUUCUUUCUUUCUUUCUUUCUUUUUUUUUCUUUUUUUUUUCUUUUUCUUUUUUUUUCCUUUAUUUCUUAUCUUUUCCCUCUAUCUUUUCCUCACCUUCUUUCUUUCUUUCUUUCUUUCUUUUUUUCUUUCUUUUUUCUUUCUUCCUUUAUUUCUUAUCUUUUCCCUCUAUCUUUUCCUCGCCUUCUUUCUUUCUUUUUUUCUUUCUUUUUUAUUUCUGGUUUUCCUUUCUUAUAUGCCUUUUAUCCUUUAUUUUCUUUUCGCCAUUUUGAAUUUUUUUUAUUUAUAAGAUCUUUUCCCUCUAUCUUUUCCUCGCUUUCUUUCUUUCUUUCUUUUUUUCUUUCUUUUUUCUUUCUUCCUUUAUUUCUUGUUUUCCUUUCUUAUAUGCCUUUUAUCCUUUAUUUUAUUUUCGCCACUUUGAUUUUUUUUAUUUAUAAGAUCUUUUCCCUCUAUCUUUUUCUCACCUUCUUUCUUUCUUCUUUUUUCUUUCUUUCUUUCUGCCAUUUUGUUUUUAUGUUUUCAAAAAAAACACAAAAACGCUUUUUGUUUUGA
Acanthosepion pharaonis is the source of this 2547-nucleotide messenger RNA. Lineage: Eukaryota; Metazoa; Mollusca; Cephalopoda; Sepiida; Sepiidae. The record is from the annotation of a GenBank genome assembly.